Messenger RNA from Lytechinus pictus (painted urchin), 7191 nucleotides. RefSeq names its product UDP-glucuronosyltransferase 2C1-like. Gene Ontology annotation, molecular function: UDP-glycosyltransferase activity. The coding region runs from base 1023 to 2633 and encodes 536 amino acids. The record is from RefSeq and is a predicted model, not a curated record. The transcript has 2 exons. Lineage: Eukaryota; Metazoa; Echinodermata; Echinoidea; Temnopleuroida; Toxopneustidae.
ACUGCGCUUCCGAUCAUCGAGAAGAGCACUUUGAGAAUAACACCUUUUGCUAUAGUGGGUGAUGCCAAAUGGUCCUUCACAGGAUAAGACAAAUAGAAAAGGCCGAAUGGCCGAGUCUGCAUACAUGAAUGGUCUUAUUGUGAUUUAUAUUCAUUGAAAUGCUAUCUGCAGCUCUUUAUAUAGAAGACCAUUGGUGAUAGCCGCCGCCCCCUCCAUUUCAAUGCAGUCUGGUUGAGGAAGUAUAUAUAUACCAGCCAUGUGGCUACUCAUAUGUCCGACGUCAAUAAGCUGGAACAAAUCAUUCUCUCGAUCUGCAUUAUAUAUUUUAAAAUUCAUAUCACCUAUAAUACAUUGAUCUUUUGUAUACACUAUGCUGCAUGUAUGGACAAGGACAGAUUGCCUUCAGCGUUGGAUAUCUAGAACCAUGGCUACUGUAAUAUGGAAAAGGGUGUGGUACCAGUGAGCUAAAAAGGGACUUAAAAAGGAAAUGACUGAAUGUUCCCUAAUGCCAUAUUGAGUUGAUGAAAAAUACCAUUCACAAUGCAGAGUGCUUCAAAAAGGAACAUGAAUAUUGAGGACUAAUAUGGCACUUCCCUCUAUUCACUUGAAACGAAAGAAGGAAGUGGCAAAGUGAGUCUACCAUUUGUCACACAAAAUGUGCCUCCCUUUCGAAAGAGGAAGAAGAGUUUAAAUGCCUGUUCGCGAGUGGAUUGCUUGUUGAUUUGUCACUAGAAAGCUGUAGACGUCACUGAUUGGACCAAUGUCCUGCUGCGAUGAAUACCACCUUGGUUUUUGUAGGAAACGUGAGAGGGGGCGCUAGAGUACCACUUGAUGACUCACACUGGCUUGGGGAGGUUCACUCUUUUUUUUGCAGGCAGUUAAUUUAAGAACAUAUGCAGUGUGUUGCACUGCAGAUAAGAGUACCUGCAUAUAUUGCAAGUGGACUGUCCAAUUUAACCAGAGGAGAUUCACAAGACACAGGAGUGGACUGACUUUACACACCAACAUAGAGUCGGCCCAUCAUGGAACUCUUUAUAUGUUUUGCGAAACAUAUAUAUCUUGUUUGGUUAACCAGCCUUGUCCUGCUUGGGAGAACUGGUGAUGCAGCGAAUAUACUCAUGAAUGCAAUAUUAGGCAAAGGAAGCCAUUAUUACAUUACUGAAGCCAUCGGAGAGCAGCUUGUCAACCGGGGCCAUAACGUGACACAUCUUGUUAGUAAUGCUUUCUACAAGCAAGCAUCAAGCAGGCAAAAUUCAGAGCUCUUCAACUAUGAAGUAUAUGACACCGCGAUACCACCUGAAGUUAUUUAUCAGCUGUAUGCUAAUAUGAGCAGAGUGGCAUUCCUUUCUCCACUGAACAGUCAACAUAUUGAAGUAGAAAGCAAACCUCACUGGCAUCGCUAUCAGGACUGCCAAGCUGUUCUUGACAAUCAUGACCUCCUGGAGAGAAUUAGGCGAGCAAAUUAUUCUUUGAUUAUAUAUGACAUGUUAUGGCCUUGUUUACCAAUUAUUUCUAAAAUGCUUGAUAUUCCUCUUGUAGGAAUCAUUUCAUUUCCCAACCCGUGUAUGGAAACAGAGAUUGCAGGAUCAAAUUUCAAUCCGUCCUACGUACCUUGUACUGGCAUUGGAUUUACAAAUAAAAUGACUUUUGUUCAGCGAUUUGUGAACACAUUCCUUUACGCAUUUGUACCAUGGCUGACAACAGACAAAUAUGUCUGGUACAAUCAGCUGUUACAUGAGCAUUACUCCAACGAUUCUGUUCAGCUUUUAGACAUUGUUCGUGGAACACAACUCUUUCUUGCCAAUAGUGAUUUUGUAGCUGAUUACCCCUGUGCCUUGGGACCUAAUGUGGUUCUUGUUGGGGGGCUUACAUCCAAGCCUCCUCAAAAACUGCCUCCUUCCUUGGAGAAUUUUGUUUCGAGUUCUGGAGAUCAUGGAGUCAUAGUGUGCACCUUUGGUUCCUUCCUGUCCUCACAUGACCUCUUUGAAGCAAACAGCAAGCUUAGUGUCUUCAUCUCAGCUUUUGCAAGACUACCCCAAAAAGUCAUCAUGCAGUUGAGUCACGAGCCAUCAUUUCCACUGCCAGGCAAUGUCAAAGUCCUACCCUGGCUUCCACAGAAUGAUCUGCUUGGCCACCCAAAGACCAAGGCAUUUGUGUUUCCUGGAGGGAAUAAUGGAUUCUACGAAGCCAUCUACCACGGUGUGCCCACAGUAGUCAUCCCUCUGCGUGGUGAUCAGUUUGAUGUCGCAGCUCGUGUGACUUCAACAGGGAUUGGCGUGGUGGUGGAUAAGCUGACAGUGACAGAAGAGAGUCUACAACAUGCCAUUCACCAAGUCACCAGCACAAACAAGUUUGCUAAAAAAGCUAAGAAGCUCUCGACUAUCUUCCGGGAUCGGCCGAUGCCACCCGCACAGCGAGCUGCGUUCUGGAUAGACCACGUGAUCAAGCAUGGAGGAGAGUAUCUUCAAUCCUCUGUUCAUGACCUGAGCCGUAUGCAGCAUAUUCUUCUGGAUGUCUUGACGGUCAUGUUCAUAUUGUUUCUUGUACUGUGUGUUCUAGCUUAUAAAUGCAGCUCAAAGGUGCUGUGGUUCCUAUACCGGUGUGUAACACAUAAACACUUAAAAGAUAGUUAGAACCUGAAAUAUAUCUUUCAUAUUAGAUAAUAUUAUUUUCUAUAAAGUAUAAGGAAUUGAAAAAGUGAUGAAAAAUGCAAUCUUUCAAGAAUGGUCAUGACUACUUCUGUAGAAUCUGUAGGAGGUACGAGCCAUCAGGUAUCUGUCAAAUGGUUCAAGUGAAGAUUCCUGAAAUAAGGAAUUAUUCAAAUGAUAUUGUAAGGCAAUAACAAUAACUUACCAUUGCAGAAUUAGAAGGAAAGAGUCAUAAAUAGUAUAACUAUUACUAAGAAAUUGACUUUUCAAAAGAUCAAUUGGACAAGAUAUCAGAUUACAGUCCGACCUCUCUUAUCUGGACACGUUUGGACCAGCACCAAUCCGGAUAAGGGAUUUAUCCAGAUCUGGGAGACCCAAUAUUAAAUAAACGCAGCUGCCUCCCGAAUGGUAGCUACACGUAAUCUAUUGUAGUGGGCGUACAAAGAACAGUAUUUCACUGCUGUCAGCGCAAAUUAUACGCGAUUUUUUUUCUUUACGGAAAUUAAAUCGAUUGGUUGCCAAAACUCUUGGAUAAUUUACCUGCUGAAAUAAAUUGAGGAAUACAUCGAGCAUACCUCGAAAGAAAGAGAAUGACUUGAUGAAAAUAAGUUAUAAAAUUGGAUCAUUGCAGCUUCGCAGAGUCAGUCAAUUGUAUACUGACUGUAGGCUCAUACAUGAUAGAUGGCAUUGUCUGCAAUGCAAGACAAGGCCUGAGUGAGAGAUGUGUUGUUUUUUUCCUGGAAAAAAAAAAAUGCGCUGUGCCCCGAUUUACUGGAAAAUUAUCCUGUCUAAUUUCUUUCGGUAAUUUGGGUAAGAUAUUUUCAUUAAAAAAUAAUGUGGUUGUAGGUAGACUAUAUUAGAAAAUGUAUGUAAUCAGAAUGAGUUUGCGUAGGAAUUUUGAUUUUACAUUGAAAUCUCAUAUCCCCACGUACUAGAUUGAAAAAAAAAUAAUAAUUUGGCAAGUGUGCGUCCGGAUAAUAGAAAGAUCCAGAUAAGGGGAGGCUGGAUAAAUGAUGUUGGACUGUAAUUCAAAUUUUCAGAAAUGAAUUGGCCUGAUCCUCUAACUUGACAUCUUGGGAACAUUUCAUCAACAUUCUCUUCUGACAAUCUGACAACUUUCUUUGAUUUUGAUUGGCUGAGAAACAGUUCCUAGCGUAACUGUCGGAUAAACGUCAGACAAGUCCUUUCACGAACCCCCCCUGCACUUUUAAUAAACUUUGUUUUCAGAGCUCUUCCAUUACCCCUCCCCUCGCUUUCAAGUAAAUCCAGGAUGGAAGAUACAGUAUGGCUCUUUAUGGGAACAUUACUUAUAUUCAGGACAACGCAUGCUUGGAUGACUUGGAGGCCGUUCUCAUUACGCUUUCUAAAACUAGUUUACUGGAAACCGAUUCAGGAAACCAGUUUGGAAGAUCGCUUUGCUAGCGGUCCCACUUGAUCACACAAAAGUGGUUUUCAAAAUCACUUCACUUCUUGUUGCUAUAGAAACGCUCUCAGUGGGGUGAUACAUUUCGCUCGAAAUAGGCAUUCUACACCUGUCGUGUGGAGUAGCGCACUCAAAAUGUGCAAAGAUUGCUUCACGAAGAACAGUUGUGUCCUCACUUGCGCUAAAACCAGUUUACCGAGGCGAAGCGAUCUUGAAAACUACAUCGCGAGGUGGUUUUCCGAACUGGUUUGCAAGAUCGCUUCGACCGUUCUUACUAUGCGUUAAACUAAACUAGUUUCCAGUAAACUAGUUUUAGGUACGUAGUGAGAAUGGUGUCUUGCUCCGACCACAAGCUAGUUUGUGAAACGUGCUCAGUGUAGAAUGGAUCUUAAAUGAUAUCGAUAAUGAAAGACUUGGGGAGGGUGCACUAAAAUCACACCCACACCAGCACAGCCAUUGUUUCGCUUAUCAUCCUGGAUUCCUCUGCUCCCCUCCCCCCUGAAGAAUUCUGGAUCUGCAACUAAUCAGCUAAUCAUUAGUAAAGAUAUUGUUUGAACCAAAAUGUGGAAACUAUUUUUGUUGUUGAAAGACUGAGUCUCUGGUUGCCAUGGAAACAUGUGAGUCCCAGUGCGAGAUUUAUAGCUGGGAUGUUAACAAAUUACCUUAUUGUUUGCUUUGUAUAUACAUGGACCAGACACUGAAAUAACUUUAAACAUCUCAAUAUAAUGUUGUGCUUCAUUGGUUCUUUCUUUAUAUUUUUCUUCUACUUCAGUUUUGUUUUUAAUGCCAAUUAUUUCAAUACAAUAUGAGUAUCUAAUGUGAUGAAGAUGAAGUAAUAUUGUUUGAAUAUAGAUAUUCAUAUUUAUUCAUUUCUGGGGUUGACUAACUUUGAAUAUAUUGUGAUGAAGGGGGAAAUGUAACACUACAGGCACUUACCUACCUCUCUACCUCUCUUCAAUUAAUCAGUGAGCUUCUAAAUAAAUAACUGCAAUUAUUCCAAGAAAAUUAUGUUCUAACUCGCUUUGGAAAAAAAACCAUGAGUAUUAUCUAUCAUGUCUCAUAUUAGAGCAUACCUGAAGUCAAAAUGUAUUUUCUACCAUUUCAGUGAUCACUCAAAGAUCAAUCCAAAAUUAAUAAAGAUAGAGAGAAAAAAAAUGCUUGUGCUCCCCUGAGCAUAAUACAGUGAAAUGCAUGUACGACCACUGCAAUGCAAUUUAUGAUGAUAAAACCAUCAAAUGCAUUAUACAUUACAGUCAUAAUUUCAAGUCACAUUUAACUUUUGACUUUGAAUUCACUAAAAAAAUCCACUCCUUAAAGUUCACAAAUCCCAUGUUUGAGUUAUAAUAUUCAAGAAUACACCAACAAACAAGAUCAGAUGAUAUUCUACAAUGAUAUUGAAUUAUUUCUCAGCAGAACAUUUUAGCUUACCAAUUUCUAUCUAAAUAAUUGUACACGAAAUGCAACAUUUUUUAUCAAAUGAAAUGUAAUAAAAUUAUCUUUGUGAUGUAUUUAUUUAAGUCAAUUUUGUGUUUAAACUCCAAGUCUGUGUUACAUUCAUAUUCAUGCAUCUUUGUUAAACUAAUUUUUUACAAAGCAAAUUGUAAUAAAUCAAAUGCUCCUCUGCUGAAGUGAGAUUGUGCUAUCCUAGAUAAAUUUACUAAGUUAUGAAUAGGAUCGGUUUCUAAAGAAUUAAUUAAAAUAAUCUUUUCUGUCGUUACACACUGUUCACAGGAAAAAAAUACACCUUUUCUCAUGGAAAGAACAGCAUUUUUUUAAUUGAAGUCUUUCAGACAAUAGCAGAAUGUUUGAAACAAAUUUUUAUAUCAAGAAAAUGUCUAUGCAAUAAUUUUGUAAUUUAAGGCAACGUUGCCCAAAGACAGAUUGAAGAAUAUUAUGUGCAAUGUACAUUUACAAUGAUGGUGUUUUUAAAAAUAAUUUCAUGACAAUGUGCAGCUUUUCAUUGAGUUGAAAUUCUGAAUAACAAGUUCAUGCAUCCAUGGGCGUCAACACAGAGGGUUAUCGUUUGUGUUUGGAGGGGGGUGGGGACGCAACAAUAGAUGUCCCGGCAUAUCAGCUGCCAAAAUUUAAUUGCAACUGCAUAUCUUUAGCCCAGUUUCUGUGGUUGGUGCAGUAUAGACAAGACAAGACAAGACAAGAAAAAAUUAGACAUAAGUAGAUCCUCUGCGCUGACACCCAUGCAUCACCAUCUUUUAUGACAGUGAAAAAGAAUAUAAGUACAGUGGAUGUCAAAUAUUUAUAUAAGAAUACCUGACUUUUAUUAAGGAUCAAGUAAACGGAAAAAAGACAGCUAGUAACAACUAGUAAAUUUGUUUAAUAUCACUUUGCCUUGAAGAUGUUUAUUAGUCCAUGAUAUUUGAUCUACAAAACCCACUUCUCGUUUGCAAUUUAGGUUGUACUACUAAGUACAAAUACAUGUAUGACUUCCUGUUUUAAGGUAUUUCAUGUACCAGCUACCUGAUAGUGUUAAAGGUACCGUUAAACAAGUAUUCCUUGUGAGUCAUUGCGGGUGACCAGACAUUUCUUAAGCUGCACUGAAAUCUAGAGCCACAUACUGUACGGAGGCAAGUCUGAAUAUCGUUUUCCAGGAAAUGGUUAUUAAUGAUGACAUGCUCAGCUCCAAUGUUUAUGUGCAGGGCCCCCGUCUUACAAAGAGUUACGAUUGAUCCGAUCAAUCGCAACUAUGGACGGCCAGCAACGUCGAUGUUCAUCUAUUUAAAUAUGCAUGUUUGUUCAAAAUAUUUUCUAGCUAUGAUGUGUAUUCAUGCAUUCAUUGUUUCCUUGAAAAUUCACUGUGCUUCUCUUUGCAUGUAAAAGCUUUGCAUACAAAGGACAUUGUGCAAAUUUUUCUUAGAAAAAUAUUAUGACAAUGAUGAAUUUCCACAGAGUUACGAAUGAUCGGAUCAAUCGAAACUCUUUGUAAGAUGGGGCCCAGAUUUCCAACGCAUCUCCUUCUUCCAAAGAUUCACAAUAUUUCAAUCAAUGUGUGCUCUUGCUGCAAUUAAUGUUUCAUAUCAUGUGGAAUUCAUUCAAUUUGUAUUUUAUUUUGGUCAAAAGAUUCAGAAUAAAUCAUUUGCGUAUCCAUUUUGGGUAGAUAACCGA